Messenger RNA from Quercus robur (English oak), 1261 nucleotides. Its product is annotated as L-ascorbate peroxidase, cytosolic. The transcript is spliced from 10 exons. The record is from RefSeq and is a predicted model, not a curated record. NCBI's taxonomy places the organism in Eukaryota, Viridiplantae, Streptophyta, Magnoliopsida, Fagales, Fagaceae. Gene Ontology annotation, biological process: hydrogen peroxide catabolic process; cellular response to oxidative stress; response to reactive oxygen species. Gene Ontology annotation, molecular function: peroxidase activity; heme binding. Bases 189 to 938 code for a protein of 249 amino acids.
UUUUUUUAAAAAAAUCCAACGGCCUAAAAAACGAACGCUAGAACCUUCUCUGUUCCAGUUGUCCAAUUACGACUCCUAUGUAUAUAUCAAGCUCAGUGUGUGUCUCCACUCUCUACUCUCAUCAACUCUCAGCUCAGCUUUGCAGUCUUAAUUAGCGUGAUCAAAGAACAUAGAAGAAGAUCGUCUCCAUGGGAAAGAAUUACCCAACAGUGAGCGAGGAGUACCAGAAGGCAGUGGAGAAAUGCAAGAAGAAGCUCAGAGGACUCAUCGCCGAGAAAAAUUGUGCUCCUAUCAUGCUCCGAUUGGCAUGGCAUUCGGCUGGUACCUUUGAUGUGAAGACGAAGACAGGAGGACCGUUUGGGACUAUAAGGCACUCAGCGGAGCUUGCUCACGGAGCAAACAACGGUCUGGAUAUUGCCAUUAGGCUUCUUGAGCCCAUCAAGGAGCAGUUUCCCAUUUUGUCUUAUGCAGACUUCUACCAGUUGGCUGGAGUUGUUGCUGUUGAAAUUACAGGAGGGCCUGAGAUUCCAUUCCAUCCUGGAAGACCGGACAAAACUGAACCACCCCCAGAAGGUCGCUUACCUGAUGCUACCAAAGGUUCGGAUCAUCUGAGGGAUGUAUUUGGCCACAUGGGUCUCAGUGAUAAAGAUAUCGUUGCUUUAUCCGGUGGUCACACCUUGGGAAGAUGCCAUAAGGAGCGUUCUGGAUUUGAGGGACCCUGGACGAGCAACCCUCUUAUUUUUGAUAACUCCUACUUCAAGGAACUCCUUAGUGGAGAGAAAGAAGGUCUACUCCAGCUGCCAUCAGAUAAGGCUCUUCUGGAGGAUCCUGUCUUCCGUCCUCUUGUUGAGAAAUAUGCUGCAGAUGAGGAUGCCUUCUUUGCCGAUUAUGCUGAAGCUCAUUUGAAGCUCUCAGAACUUGGAUUUGCCGAAUGCUGAAAAAAAAAUUAGAGAAGUGAAAUGUGGCUGCUGUCUGGUGUCUAGUCUGGAGGCUGUUUCAUUCUAGUGAAUUUUCUGGACUGGAUGAACUUCUAUAGCGUGGACGUUUUGUGUGCUUUGGACCUUUAGUUUCUGGCUAUGUAUGCUAUUAAAUUGCUAUUAAUGUCUGUAACAUAAGUAUAUAACUGGUGCAAAAACAGUUAAAACAUUGGUGUGUUUCAUUGGUGUGACCAUUAUGAGUUUCAACCCCAAUUAUAGCUUCUUAUGUGAUGGCUGUACAUUGCCUAUCAAAAUAUGUGGUGAAAAGCUUGCUCUUUCUUUAA